Molecule: messenger RNA, 1393 nt
Organism: Myzus persicae (green peach aphid)
Lineage: Eukaryota; Metazoa; Arthropoda; Insecta; Hemiptera; Aphididae
Product: 52 kDa repressor of the inhibitor of the protein kinase-like
Exons: 3
Source: RefSeq, a predicted model, not a curated record
AUGUCAGUUUUGAAUGCUGACAAUUUGUUAUCUGUAUACAACAAAAAUAAAGAUUCUAUUGAUGUGCAGAUAAAUAAUAGUUUAAAAAUGGAAAUCCAACAAAAUCGCAAGAAAAUACUACCAAUUAUUAAAACUAUUAUUCUGUGUGGUCGUCAAGGAAUAGCCUUAAGAGGCCAUAGGGAUUCAGGACCAAUUGAUCUACAACACAACACUAAUGAUGGUAACUUUCGAGCUUUGUUAAGUUUUAGAGUUGAGGGGGGUGAUAAAGAGUUAGCUGACCAUUUAAAGAAUGCUCCUCGAAAUGCAUCAUAUCUUAGUGCAGACAUACAAAAUGAAAUAAUAGAUGUAUGUUUUGAUAUAAUUCUAAAACAAAUUGUGAACAGAGUAAAUAGUGCAAGAUGUUUUACAGUCUUAGCUGAUGAAACUACAGACAUUGCUGGUAUUGAACAAUUUUCCCUUUGUGCUAGAUAUUUAGACAAAACAAAAACGAUAAUGAGAGAAGAUUUUUUAAAAUUUGUUCCUGUUAGUGAUGUCACUGGAAAGGGAUUAGCGACUACUCUUCUGACAACUUUGGAAGAAAUCGGGAUUGAUAUGAAAUACCUACGUGGUCAAGGGUAUGAUGGGGCUGCAUCCAUGAGUGGACAAUUCAAUGGAGUCCAAGCUCAUAUUAUUAAACAUUACCCUCUCGCACAUUAUAUACACUGUAGUUCCCAUAGUCUCAAUUUGGCUAUUUCAGAUGCUUGUAGUAUUCAGUCAAUAAGAAAUUGUACUGGAACUAUUCAAAAAGUGUGUGUUUUUUUUAAAUACCCAAAAAAAAAAAAUGUAAUAUCUGAAUCAAUAGCACGUGUAUGUUCUUCGUCAACCCAUAGCCGUUUGAAACUGUUAUGUACAACAAGAUGGGUAGACAGACAUGACUCAAUAAUUAUUUUCCUCGAAUUAUUUGAUGCAAUAGUUGAUAGUUUAUCAGAAGUAUGUACUUGGCUUGAUAAGGAUGCUUCAUCAGGAGCAUACCAAUUGCUGUGUGCUAUAAGACAACCAGAAUUUAUAUUAGCAACUUAUAUACUGGGACAUGUGUUGAGUUUGAGUUUACCAUUAAGUAAGUUUCUUCAGACAAAGAAUAUAGAUCUAGUUGAAGCUAUUCAAACGGCUGACGAUGUACUAACAAGCAAAAAAACAGAUGCAAUGUCCAGAUCCGUAAUUGAAAAUUUUAACUUUAUUUUACCAUCGUCCAAUUAUGUAGAUAAUGAAGAAAAAAUUAAGCAGCUAGUUGAGAUGUAUCAAGGUGAUUUGGAUUGCAGUGUGUUAGCAGCUGUGAGUGAAAUUAAAAUUUGGCAACAAAAAUUUAUGGGAACCAAGGAUUUACCAAAAAAUGCUAUAGACGCUCUAAAAAAAU